AUGCUCGCGUUAGGACCAAAAAAAGACGGUGGACCCAACACGAAAUUUUUUGAGUCCCAAGAAAUUCUUACACAACUCGAUGGAGUUAAACAGUGGCUCUUGAAAAACUGCAAAAAGUAUGUUCAAACGGAUCCUCCUACUAAUAAGAGCUUAGCUACUUUGAUAGUACAAUUACUGCAAUUUCAGGAAGAUAAUUUAGGCAAAAAUGUUACGAAACCACCAAUGACAAGGCUUCCUAUGAAAUGUUUCCUAGAUUUUAAACCAGGAGGUGGUUUAUGUCAUAUUCUUGCUACUGCUUAUCGUUUUAAACAAGAACAAGGAUGGCGUAGAUUUGAUUUUCCUGUUGGAAAGUCAGGAUCUCGUAUGGAUCGCACGGUGGAAAUGUUAAUGGCAGCUGAACGUGCUUUAGUACAGAAUAGAUGUAUGAUUAUACCGAGUGUAUACGUGAGGCCCGAUGUAGACAAAUCAACCGCUGGAAAAGUAAAAGAAGCAGUUCGUCGACAUCAAGGAACUGUUGCUGAAAACGAAGCGGACGCAACGCACAUAAUUUACCCACCCGUAGAUCCCAUGGAAGAAGAAUAUGCACGGCCAUGCAUGAGGCGAGAAAGAUCCGUUCUUCUUCAUUGGUAUUAUUUCCCAGAUAGUUAUGACUCUUGGACUACGUUAGACCUUCCUUGGGACUUUCCGGAAGGCACACUUACAAGUGCAAAUAUGAAGUCGCUGUACAAAGUAUCGGCAACGUGGGCAUUAGAUUUGGAUCAAUAUAACGAAUGGAUGAACGAAGAAGACUAUGAAAUGGAUGAGAACGGUCAAAAGAAGAUACAUAAAUACAGGCUUUCGGUAGAAGACUUAAUGGCUCAACCGUCUCAUCCUCCACCUUCUGCGAAAAAACCAAAAAGAAAACGGUCUCCUAGUCCAUCGCCGAAACAAGGCAAGCGUAAAAGUGCAAGAGCACCGUCAAGUGUUCAAAGUACUUCUUCUUCGUCGUCCCUUGCGACUCCAAAAAAAACACGCGGUGGUGGAGAGGAGGAAGACGAUCUCACUCAGGGAAUGGAAGAUCCUCCGGCGGAACCUCGAAUCGUAGAAGUAGUUGCUACACCUACGAAUCCGCCGGUUACAGGACAGGGUAAUGUUUCAACAAGUGGGACCGCUUUAACAACAACGGGCAGUAAAAAACAAGACAACGAGCUUCAGCCGCUUAAAUCUGGUAAUAUGGCAGACUUGGAUGAACCGAUGGAAGGUGACAAAGGAAGUUCUCAAAGCACCCAAGACAGAGAAGAACGAGAUACGAGCAAAGAAAGAGGAGAAGGGAAUAAAGGAGAUGAACCGGAAGACAACGUUACCGAACAAACGCAUCAUAUAGUGGUUCCUAGUUAUUCUGCUUGGUUUGAUUAUAAUUCGAUUCACACUAUCGAAAAGAGGGCUUUAUCCGAAUUCUUUAAUGGUAAAAAUAAGUCUAAAACGCCUGAAAUUUAUCUCGCAUAUAGAAAUUUUAUGAUCGACACGUACAGAUUAAACCCUACGGAAUACAUCACGUCGACCGCUUGUAGACGUAACUUGGCAGGCGAUGUAUGCGCGAUCAUGCGUGUACACGCAUUUUUGGAACAAUGGGGUCUUAUUAAUUACCAAGUAGACGCUGAAUCUAGACCAACACCUAUGGGACCUCCUCCGACAUCGCAUUUCCAUGUACUGUCGGAUACACCUUCGGGUUUGGCUCCGGUUAAUCCAAACCCUCCGAAGACACCGCAACCCUCAGCAGCGAAAACUUUGCUGGAUUUAGAAAAAAAAUCGAGCGUAAUAGCAGGAACAGAGGAAAAAGCGUCGGCCGGUGCGAUGGCAAACUUUGGAUUAAAAAUCGAUCAGUAUUCGAGGAAACCAGCGGUAUUGAAGAACAAACAAGCUGCCGGUGCUACUCGCGAUUGGACAGAACAAGAGACGCUUUUAUUAUUAGAGGGACUGGAAUUACACAAGGAUGAUUGGAAUAAAGUUUGCGAACACGUUGGCUCGAGGACACAAGACGAAUGUAUCUUGCACUUCUUAAGGCUACCAAUAGAAGAUCCGUAUUUAGAGGAAGGUGGACCAGAAGGUUUAGGACCAUUAGCUUAUCAACCAGUACCAUUUUCGAAAGCUGGUAAUCCAGUGAUGAGUACCGUAGCAUUUUUGGCUUCUGUCGUUGAUCCUAGAGUCGCCGCUAGUGCCGCGAAAGCUGCUAUGGAAGAAUUUGCAGCUAUCAAGGACCAAGUACCAGCCGCUUUAUUAGAUCAACACUUGAGGAAUGUACAAGCUAGUGCCAAUUCUGAUGGCAAAUUUGAUCCAGCUGCUGGAUUAGCGCAGUCAGGUAUAGCUGGCACAGGACCACCUGAACCUCCAGAUGAUACAACAGCACCUUCAACGACUGGAAAUGUACCAAGCACAGUCGCGACAUCUCCACAUCCAGCAACACCGGCUUCUAUAGAAACGAAGAAAGAGGAACAAGAGAAACCUAAGGAGUCCGAUGUUGACCAAAACCAAUUGGAUAUAACCAAAAAAGAAGACGAAUUAAAAGAGGCGGAAGAAGAUGCAAAAUCAGCCGUUGAUGCUGAAACUAUGGAAGCGAAAGAAAAGAAGGACAAGGUUGUGCGAGAUGCUCAACUUCAGUCUGCGGCUGCCCUCGUUGAGACACAAAUGAAGAAAUUGGAAAUUAAAUUACGUCAUUUCGAAGAAUUAGAAACGACAAUGGAACGGGAACGUGAAGGUCUUGAGUAUCAGCGACAACAACUCAUCACUGAAAGGCAACAAUUCCAUUUGGAACAAUUAAAAGCUGCAGAAUUCAGAGCUAGACAACAGGCGCAUCAGCGGUUGGCUCAAGAACAACAGCAGCAACAACAAAAUCAACAUCCUGCCUGGCAACCUACUGCCCAACAACAGCAACAACAGCAGCCACCGAGUCCGCAAGCACCAACCCAGCAACCACCAUCGCACACGCCUCCGCAACAGGCAUAAUUUUUUCCUCCCACAUGACAGAUGGAUCUUUUGGUGGCUGUUUUGGAUUAAGCGUAUGUAACGAAGACAUCAGAUGGAAAUGAUAA
Habropoda laboriosa is the source of this 3068-nucleotide messenger RNA. It is a transcript of the gene mor, whose product is annotated as SWI/SNF complex subunit SMARCC2. Lineage: Eukaryota; Metazoa; Arthropoda; Insecta; Hymenoptera; Apidae. Gene Ontology annotation, biological process: positive regulation of DNA-templated transcription. Bases 1 to 2982 code for a protein of 993 amino acids. The record is from RefSeq and is a predicted model, not a curated record. Gene Ontology annotation, cellular component: SWI/SNF complex. Gene Ontology annotation, molecular function: histone binding; DNA binding. The transcript is spliced from 7 exons.